UUGUUUGAAACAAGACUCACAAAAUUCCUUGGAAUUUAUUCUGAUAUAGAUAUCUGAAUGCCCAGGAAAUGAUAGCAAUUUGGUUGGCUCUAACAUCAGGGGUAGCCCACGGGCCGGAUGCAUCACGCAUAGGCCAUGCCCAACCCAGCUCCGCGAAGGGGAAAAAUGUCAUGAAACAUCAUGUGACAGCAACGUGACUGCGAAUUUGACACCCGUGCUCUAGCUAAUAGUUAGAAAGGAGAUCCCCAGGAAAUCCCAAACUUGAGAAAACUGAAGAUUGAGAAAACCCAUCCUUGGUGAAAGUUACACUAUUAUCCUAUUGGAUUUUUCUUUUCAAAAUUAGUUGCAUUAAUCGAAAGAACAAAGAACUCUCAGCUUCCCAGUGAUGAAAUUGGGCCAAAAUGGUGGUUUUCUCAAAAGAAUAUGGUUAUGUGAUUCUCACUGGUACUGCCAGUUUUGUCUUGAUAACACACCUUGCAGUAAAUGUGGCGAAUGCACGCAAGAAAUAUCAUGUGGAGUAUCCAACCAUGUACAGUACAGACCCUGAAAAUGGGCAUAUCUUUAACUGUAUCCAGAGGGCACACCAGAACACCUUGGAAACAUAUCCUUCCUUCCUGUUCUUUCUUGGAAUCAGUGGGAUCUAUUACCCGCAUGUUGCUACAGGACUUGGUAUAGCAUGGAUAAUUGGAAGAAUACUCUAUGCUUAUGGCUAUUACACAGGAGAUCCUAGUAAGCGAAAUCGUGGAGUCCUCGGCUCCAUUGCACAUCUGUGUUUGGCAGGGACCACUGUUUACUCAGCUUUCCAGCACCUUGGCUGGAUCUGCAGAGCCUAGGCAGCAUCCAUUCUUGUGACUUCCUGAGAUGUCUCUAAACAUUUCUCUCAUAUAAUUUUUAUUAUUGCUUUGUAAAAAAAUAAAAAUAAAAACAAAAAUGAAUCACC
Molecule: messenger RNA, 940 nt
Organism: Ahaetulla prasina
Lineage: Eukaryota; Metazoa; Chordata; Lepidosauria; Squamata; Colubridae
Gene: MGST3
Product: microsomal glutathione S-transferase 3
Exons: 6
Coding region: 402-833 (143 amino acids)
Cellular component (GO): nuclear envelope; endoplasmic reticulum; membrane
Molecular function (GO): glutathione transferase activity; glutathione peroxidase activity
Source: RefSeq, a predicted model, not a curated record